Molecule: messenger RNA, 1401 nt
Organism: Myotis lucifugus (little brown bat)
Lineage: Eukaryota; Metazoa; Chordata; Mammalia; Chiroptera; Vespertilionidae
Product: zinc finger protein 665-like
Exons: 2
Coding region: 1-1401 (466 amino acids)
Biological process (GO): regulation of transcription by RNA polymerase II
Molecular function (GO): DNA-binding transcription factor activity; RNA polymerase II cis-regulatory region sequence-specific DNA binding
Source: RefSeq, a predicted model, not a curated record
AUGCUGGAAGUCAAUGUUUUGUGUGCUCUGAAUCGAAGUGACACUGCAGAAAGGCCUUAUCAGUGCAGUGAAUAUGGGAAAGCUUUUAGCAACAGUAACAGCCUAGGUGAUCAUGAAGCUUUGCACACUAAUGAAAGGCCUUAUGAGCGCAGUGAAUGUGGAAAAUCUUUUACCAAUAGCAGUGCCCUCCAUUAUGAUCAGAGAGUGCUCACAGCAGAAAGGCCUUAUGAGUACAAUGAGCAGGGAAAAUCUUUUACCAGGAGCAAUAACCUUCAUGGUCUUCAGAACUUUCACACUGGAGAAAAGCCUUAUAUAUGUAGUGAAUGUGGGAAAGCUUACACCUAUAGGACUAAACUUUUACGUCAUCAUUAUAGAGUGCACAGUGCAGAGAGACCUUAUCACUGCAGUGAAUGUGGGAAAUCUUUUAUCACCAGCAGUAAACUGAGUUGUCAUCAGAUACUUCAUACAGGAGAAAAGCCGUAUAAAUGCAGUGAAUGUGGGAAAUCUUUUGCCACUAAGGCCUACCUUCACAGUCAUCAGAGAGUUCACACAGGAGAAAAGCCUUAUAAAUGCAGUGAAUGUGGGAAAUCUUUUGCCACUAAAGCCCACCUUCACAGUCAUCAGAGAGUUCACACAGGAGAAAAGCCUUAUAAAUGCAGUGAAUGUGGGAAAUCUUUUGCCACGAAGGCCCACCUUCAGAGACAUCAGAGACUUCACACUGGAGAAAAGCCUUUUAAAUGCACUGAAUGUGGGAAAUCUUUUACCACUAAGUUUCAACUUCAUUGUCAUCAGGGAGUUCACACAGGAGAUAAGCCUUAUAAAUGCACUGAAUGUGGGAAAUCUUAUACCAGUAAGACUGACCUUUGUACUCAUCAGAGAGUUCAUACAGGAGAAAAGCCUUAUAAAUGCAGUGAAUGUGGGAAAUCUUUUACCAGUAAGGCCCAGCUUCGCUGUCAUCAGAGAGUUCACACUGGAGAAAAGCGUUAUCACUGUAGUGAAUGUGGGAAGUCUUUUAUCACCAGCAGUGAUCUUUGUCGUCAUCAGAGAGUUCAUACAGGAGAAAAGCCUUAUAAAUGCAGUGAAUGUGGGAAAUCUUUUACCACUAAGGGCCACCUUCGCAUUCACAUUCAGAGAGUUCACACUGGAGAAAAGCCUUAUAAAUGCACUGAAUGUGGGAAAUCUUAUACCAGUAAGACUGACCUUUGUACUCAUCAGAGAGUUCAUACGGGAGAAAAGCCUUUUAAAUGCAGAGAAUGUGGGAAGUCUUUUAUCACCAACCGUAAUCUUGGUCAUCAUCAGAGAGUUCAUACAGGAGAAAAGCCUUAUAAAUGCAGUGAAUGUGGGAAAUCUUUUACCACUAAGUUCAACCUUCACAGUCAUCAGAGAGUUCACACUGGAUAA